Messenger RNA from Drosophila busckii, 2247 nucleotides. RefSeq names its product zinc finger protein 254. NCBI's taxonomy places the organism in Eukaryota, Metazoa, Arthropoda, Insecta, Diptera, Drosophilidae. Bases 45 to 1637 code for a protein of 530 amino acids. The record is from RefSeq and is a predicted model, not a curated record. Gene Ontology annotation, molecular function: zinc ion binding; DNA-binding transcription factor activity; RNA polymerase II cis-regulatory region sequence-specific DNA binding. Gene Ontology annotation, cellular component: nucleus. The transcript has 3 exons. Gene Ontology annotation, biological process: regulation of transcription by RNA polymerase II.
UAAGUUUUCUCUAAAAUGUUUAAACUUAAAUUGCUGUAUUCUUAAUGUUAAUAGGAAUGGCAACAAUAGAAGCAAUUGAGCAGCAGGCAACUGCAACCAACACCAAUUGGACUUUGUGGUGUCGUUUGUGUGCAAAAGAUGAUACAAACAAUAUAAAUGUGUUUUUAAAAAAUGAGCAGCUAAACACAGGAGAACGUGAGCCAGUCAGCGAUAUGGCUUUGGCAACAGCAAUAGGCAAAUACUUCUGGGUGACUAUAACGCGUGGCGAGGAGUUGCCGCAAAUGAUCUGCAGCGAAUGCUUGACGUUAGUUACAACGCUGGUGAAUUUCUCGGAGCGCAUAACACGCGUGCAGAAAUUAUAUUGCUUGCUGCAAAGCAUGCCCAAGGAAGCUAUCAAUAUGCAGGAGAUGCGUGCGCGCUUUGGACUGCUGGAGGAAACGCAGCCCGAAACGCUAACUGAGGUGCAUUAUGUAGAAGAGAAACCUAAGCUGCAGGAGCUGGAGGAAGCACCACUAGAUCUGGAAAAUCCGCUAGAAAAGCUGCUGGAAAGCUUGGCGGAUGAGGAAGUGCUGGAGGAGAAGGAAGAAGAAGAAGAGGAUGAAGCAGAGCGGGACCAAGAACAGAUAUUUGAGGACAACCACAGUGUGCAGACGACUGAUGAAGGCAGCGAGCCGGAACAGCAACAGGAGUGCAAAUCCACUGAGAAUAGCCAUCAAUGCGAGCAAUGUUCAGAGUCCUUUGCUCGGCUCAGUUCCUUGCAGCGUCAUGUACGUCAGGAGCACAAAUCAAAGCCCCAGAGCAGCAAGCUGCAUUCCUGCGAUCAAUGUGACAAACAGUUUCGCCUGCGCUCCAAUCUGCAGCGCCACUUGCAACAACAUCUGCCUAUGCCCAAACGCAAGUUAUAUCCAUGCACCAGUUGUGACAAGCAGUUCACCACACUCGCCUCCGCGCAGUCCCAUGCCCAAUAUAUACAUCAGGAAGAACGUCCACGUCCUGUGAUGUGUGAGCAGUGCGGCAUAGCCGUGCAUUCCUUAAGUGCCCUCAAGGAGCAUCUGCUCUGCCAUACGGAUGACACUCCGUUUGAGUGCGAUGUAUGCCAGAAGCGUUUCAAGAGCUCCAACCGACUGAAACACCACAAGGAGACACAUGAUCCGCGUAAAUAUAUUUGUCCGGAGUGCGGCAAGGAGCUGAAUUCUAGACCCACGCUGAAUCGUCAUCGUUUGGUGCACACGGAUCAAAUGCAACACAAGUGCGACUAUUGUGGGCGUGAGUUUAAGCGUGCCAAGGCGCUUAAGAAUCAUCUCAUUUUACAUACUGGGCUGAAGCCCUACUCCUGUGAUUUCUGUGAGCGCACCUUUGCCAAUGGCUCCAAUUGCCGCACGCAUAAGAAGAAAGCGCAUGCUGCUGAGCUCGCGGCGCAGGAAGCCGCCGGUGGCGGCAAGACUUAUAAUCGUAACAUACCCAAGUUGGAGGCGCUUAAAGCAUUCACCAAAAACAAGGAUAAUUUAUCGCCCGUAGCCACCAAGCAAAGCGGUUGCUUUGCUUUUGGCAAAAAGCCCAAGCCAACUACCAAGCCCAUCUCUACGCCCACCGCACCAAGCAUACCCACGAUAGACAACUUUUACAAUCAUAUUUAGAAAGAAUCCACGGAGGCGCCCAAGUCUGAACAUAACAGCAGCUCUACAGCGGAUUAACAGCGCCUCAACAGCAGCAGUCUUGUGUUAACAGCGCGCAAAUAUUUUCUUAUUCGGCGCGUAUUUUUAAAUCCUUUCUCUGUUGCGCAUGCUUUGUUUGCAUUUAGCUGGCCACCCUCUAUAAGCUUGUCCAAAUAUCCUUUAUGAAGGAAUUUAGUUCAGUUGACAGCGUGCGCUCCCUCGUGUCUGCUCCAUUUGCAGUUGUAUUUUUAAAUUGAUUUAAAAUUCCUAUGUUAAGCGUGUAAAUUAUUUAAACAAAAAACGCUACAUGUGCACAAUAGUAUCGCAUUGGUGUGUUUGGCUCGCCUAGAGCAAAAGGGCGUGAAUAAAAUCGAAUAACUCUAAACAAUAUAAAGUAAUUCUAAGUGUAUAUGAGCAGAAAAUCAAAAAGAAAAAAAUCGAUUUCUUGCCAAUGACAACAAAGUGCAUUAAACAGCAUAAUUAACACAAGUGAAGCGCAUGCAAUCAAAACGGUGCACAAUAAAUAAAUUGAGUUGCACCAUUAAGUCUGUAAAAUAAAUCAAAACACAAAAGUUACUUUUAAAUAAAUCAA